CAGCGCCCGUUCUCUGACUUGGAAGAUUUAGAGCAGCACUUUUUUGCCUUUACCGAUGCUCUUCCACAGUCAGGAAGUCUUCAGGCCCUUGUGUCCGGCCCUCUGCGACAUCAAAGCCCCCCUGAGAGCAAAGGACUUUGAAAAGAUACGAAACGCUCGGGCUCCCUUAUCGCGUCCCUGCUCCCUCCCGAGCAAGUCGUAAAUUCCGAGCCUCUGCGGCCUCUCCCCACCGCUCUUCUUGCUCCAAGGUCUCAAAGGACAAACUUGUCACUUCCCGCCCCGCCCCUGGGUCCUGGCCGAGGCCGAAUGAAGCGGGGAUGGAGGGGCGCGACGUUUGGGAUGGGUUGGAGGGACGGGUGCGGGGGGCGCCCUAGCCUCCCGACACCCCCAGUUGCCCCUCCUCACGUCCUGGGACCCUGCUUCCCUCGGAUACCCCUCGGGGCGCGGUACCGCGCUCCCGCCGCGUGUCUGUGCUUCUCCGCAGGCCAGGAGGGCGUCCUGCGCUGCCACCCGGACCUGGCGGGCCGCGAGCUGCAGCGGGGCGAGCUCAGCGCCGAGUCGCAGCGGGAACAGAGCGCCGCGGGCCUCACGAGCCUGGGCGCGGCCGAGCGGCUCUGGCUGGCCGAGCUCAACGCGCAGUACCGCGCGCGCUUCGGCUUCCCCUUCGUGCCCGCCGCGCGCCUCAGCGACCGGGCGGCGGUGCCCCGCGAGCCGGCGCGCCGGCUGCACUGCCCACCGGCGCAGGAGCUGAGCACCGCACUGGGGGAGGUGAAGAAGAUCGGCCGCCGGCGUCUCGCCGACCUCCUCGGGAGCCACGCCGCCGAGCCGUAGCGGCCGCGCCAGCCAGGGACCCGGGACGCACGUCGUGACGCGCGGGGGCCGCGGGCGCGCGCGCUGCUAUUGGAACAGCGUCCACACCCGCGCACAAAGGCCGGGGAGAACCGAGGCAGUCGCACGAAUAAUAAGCCCUUUUGUCCACCUACCCGCAUGCUCACGCUUUGCCAAAAUAGAUAGUUUCGUGCUUUGCGCCCCCCUCUCCCCGCGCCGCCCCCGAUUUAUCCAGCUCGCUGCUCCAAUUCUUCACUCCCUUAGCGGCCCGCUGACACCACCAGCUUUUGCGGAUUCCAGGGCGCUAAUCCAGCUCUCUCUGGCUCCCCACCCUCUCCUGCCAAACCCCAGGCGCAAAGCAAAAAGGACGGAAAAGGAAGCGUUUACUCCGCAGCGGUUUGUCUGUUUCUUUUUUCUUCUCCCACCUUAGUUGCUGCACACGACAUUUAAUGUGAGUGGAAGCGUCUCUCUGGAGCUUCUGGAGUCCACAGGAGCCAGAGCUGGGACAGCAAAGCGCCGGGGAAGCAGCGUGCGGGGGGGACGGCGAGCAGGCCAGAGCCCCGCAGGGGCCGGCGUUGCGGAGGCGCCCCUUGGAUCAGAGAAGCCUGGGAGCGGGGGCUCUCUAGGAUGGACGGGCCUGAAGGUCAGGGCCAGCGGCCUCCCGUCUCUCCCGGAGGUGGGCCCAGGAGAGCUGGUUUGUCAGAGUCCCUGGAAACCAU
Messenger RNA from Balaenoptera musculus (blue whale), 1547 nucleotides. It is a transcript of the gene URAD, whose product is annotated as ureidoimidazoline (2-oxo-4-hydroxy-4-carboxy-5-) decarboxylase. Gene Ontology annotation, biological process: allantoin metabolic process. The transcript has 2 exons. The record is from RefSeq and is a predicted model, not a curated record. Lineage: Eukaryota; Metazoa; Chordata; Mammalia; Artiodactyla; Balaenopteridae. The coding region runs from base 307 to 831 and encodes 174 amino acids. Gene Ontology annotation, molecular function: carboxy-lyase activity.